AUGUGCAGAGCCGAGUUGCGGUGGUUUUAUGUGACGGACGCGACAGGCAAGGUGGUGAAGGCCUUUCCCUGCCUCUUCGGGCAGCUGGGGGACUUCCCAGAGUCGUCGCGGUCUACUGCGACUAUGCAGCAAGGCUCACAUCGGCCGUGUUCUUCGUGCUACAUAAAAGAGACACAUCUGGCAGACCUGUUACAUAAGUCGGUGGUGCGGACGGUGGAGCUGCAGAGACGGGUGGUGGAGGCAAUUCAGUCAGCUGAUGACAGCAAGGCGGCGGAGAAAAUCAAAAAGCGAUGGUCCACACACCCUGUGCAGUGCUAUUUGGAGAGGUGGAACUUUGCCGAGACCACGUGGGGAAACGUGUUCCUCGCAUGCGCGGCGGACCUUCUCCACGUCCUGGACGGGGGUAUGCUGCCACGCAUGGGCAAGUGCUUCAUGGUUGGGAAGAGCAAGUCGGAGAGGCGUGAGUUCGAGAGGCGCCGCAAGGAACAAAAGAAGGACACGCGCGCAAGUGUGGUGCGCAUCCCGGGGGGGACCACAUGGUUCAGCACAGGGGCGAACUACGCCGCCUUCGAGCACAGGGGGAUGAUGCAGGUGAUGCCUCUGCUUAUCGCAGACAACAUGGAGAAGAGCAAGCCGCCGGCCAAGGCGAAACGGGAACGGGAGGUGGCGGCGUUUGUGGCGUACGCCAGCUUCUACAAGGCGCUGGUGGGCAUGACAAAGCAUACCGAGAAGUCGUUGGACGACGUCCGAGAAAUGGCUGUGCAGGUGGUGGAUGCCAUCAAGGCCGCGUUCCCGGACCAGACGUCGGACUGGAACAUCCCUAAGGUGCACCAGAUCGUGCACCUGAUUGACGGCAUACCACUGCGUGGUAUGCCGCACGAGACAUCCACCAACCUUUGGGAGCACACGCACAAGGGCACCGUGAAGGUGCCAGUCCGUGGCAGCAACUGGCAUGACAUCCCGCGCCGUAUUGUCGAGGAGGAGGUGCAGCGAGAGAUUGCACGGGAGGUGGCGGCGGAAGCGGGCGGAAACAGGCAGUAUGUAACGGCGCUGCGCGAGGUGAGGGGGAGGGGUGUGUACCAGGCUGACAAGGCCGUGCGAAGACUGAAGCCAGUCCUGACGAAGACGUCACGGAGGGCGCACGUGGACGAAGACCUGGAUGCGGUGAUGUGGGCGUAUCGCGAAGCUCAUGGGUCGGACAUGGACGCACUCGCCGGGUGCAUGGUGGCGGCAGGCAUCCCCACCACUACCAUUGAGGUGGGGUAUGACGCCGUGGCGAUCCCCCGAACGCGGGGGGGAGAGCUUGUGCCCAAGGGCACAUUUGUGAAGGCCAGCCCUUCUGAGCGGUGGUUUUCUGACAUCGCAGUGUUCCGGUCUGACGAAGAGGAGUGGUACGCAAGGUGCCUCUGCAUCUUCCGCGCGGAGGGGGCGGACGGAGCAAUGGGGCGGCACGUGUACGUGAAGUACUACGAGGCGGAGGGCACGUGCCCGAUGACGACAUGCUUGCAGCUGUCUCCCGGCCGUGUGAGAACAAGAUAUGCGGUGGUGGAAGUGGAGUGCAUCCAGAGGGUGGUGCACGUGUGCAAGUCCUAUGUGAACAAGCGGGUCAUGCUCCUGAACAAGUUCCUGCUGACGGAGUGA
Molecule: messenger RNA, 1641 nt
Organism: Closterium sp. Naga37s-1
Lineage: Eukaryota; Viridiplantae; Streptophyta; Zygnematophyceae; Desmidiales; Closteriaceae
Source: the annotation of a GenBank genome assembly